Messenger RNA from Trichomonas vaginalis G3, 648 nucleotides. Its product is annotated as protein of unknown function, DUF4106 family. The coding region runs from base 1 to 648 and encodes 215 amino acids. The record is from RefSeq and is a predicted model, not a curated record. The transcript has a single exon. NCBI's taxonomy places the organism in Eukaryota, Parabasalia, Trichomonadida, Trichomonadidae.
AUGGAUUCAACAGCGAAAACAUUCAUGAGUAAAGUUCAAGCAUCUGUCGUUAAAGUUCCAGAUAGCGAACUCAUUGAAUUUCUUCAACGUUACAUUCGACGUAAGAGAAAAUAUUAUGCUAUUGUAGAGUUCAUACAGUCAGGAAUGCAAAAGACUUCAGAAGAGAUGGAAAGAAUUAUUGACAAACACCACUUACGUCAAUACUCAGGAGUUUACGAUAUGAAACGACUGACAAACUACAUUCUAUCAAAACUUUCAAAAUACCCCUUCAAAAAGUAUCCUUCAAACACUCUGCUCGUUUGUGACGACUUCGCCGGAAAAGGUUUAGUGUCAAAGCCUGACUCACCAUUAGCUAACAUCAUUACUAAAGUCAGACAUUACCAUUUAACUGUAGCAAUACUUAUGCAAACAUGGCGUUUCCUUGCUUUAAACAUAAAACGUCUCAUAACUGACUUCGUUAUCUUUCAAGGUUUCUCACGCUAUGAUAUUGAACUCAUUUGGAAACAGUCAGGUAUAACAUUACCUUUUGAAGAAAUUUGGGAAGCAUAUAAGUCUCUCAUCUCUCCUCGUUCAUACCUUGAGAUUCAUAUCAUGACUAAUACCAUUAAAGUCAAAAAUAUUCCAUGGGAACGACCAACAUUGUUUUAA